Messenger RNA from Trichoderma aggressivum f. europaeum, 1464 nucleotides. RefSeq lists its product as uncharacterized. NCBI's taxonomy places the organism in Eukaryota, Fungi, Ascomycota, Sordariomycetes, Hypocreales, Hypocreaceae. Bases 1 to 1464 code for a protein of 487 amino acids. The transcript has a single exon. The record is from RefSeq and is a predicted model, not a curated record.
AUGUCUCACUCUCAAAUACAAACGGAGAACCGAGAACUACCCUUGAACCAGCCUGAAAACUGGCAGGUCAAGUUCCCUCGAUACAUGGUGGAGCUUCCCGAACAUGUCCAUGAUGUAAAUGUUUCCUAUAUUGGUAUUCAGCCCCGAUAUGAAGAUAACCCUGCCAGCGGACUACAUACCGAGCUGAAUACUCACGUCACUUCUACCGCUCAGAGGACGGCCGCUGCGAAAAUCGAGGAAUGGAUUCGACAGGGAGGUGGAGAACUGUCACCAAUUUUAUGGGAGAAGGUUUACGUGGAGGCUGGCUAUGAUGUUCCGGACACUGAAAUAUACAUUCUUUAUUGGAUUGAUAAAGACAUCGCCAAGGCUGCUAACAAGAGCUUGAGCCUGCAACAACUCCAUAAAACACUAUCUCCCUCUGAUCAAGAGGUAGUCGGCCUAUGGAGAGAAUCAUUCACAGUUCCCAAACAGAGAUUCGAAACAAUAUAUUCUGGAAACGACUAUCAGCCGGGCAUCGCUUCCCUUGAGGGCGCACACCAAGUCAGCCACAAGUUCACCGGCUAUUGGGGAGCAGCCCGCGAUAGAUUUCCAGCAUCAUCGCAUGAUCCUUUCGAGUCAGAGUACAAACUCAGCCCUCCAAACUUUGAGAAAGAUAGCAAAGGCCGCGUCAUUGAGGGGGAAAACAAGGUGUCCGUCCUUCACAUCCGGUCUGGCCAAUAUUGGGAGCGGUGCAAAGACGACGAGAGAGAAGCAUACGAAAACACCCUUGAGCCAGUAUUAAGAGCUGGGAUGACUUAUCUGGAGGAAAAUUCGGCGGAAUCAGGAGACAUUGGGCUGCGCUUCUCUCGGAAUUUGACCACAAAUCGGCUGCUUCAGGCAGAAGAGGCUCAACAGUUGGCUUCAUUGAACGGCAUUGGAAGCACAGUGGUGAAUGGACUGACAAACCUUGUCAAGAGUUAUGCUAAGUAUCUGAUUGGAACCAAUGGUGCAAAUGGCGUACACAAGGAAAAUGGAACGAACGGUACGAACGAAUUCAAUAAUAAGAAUGGUUCCGACCGCACCAACGGCAUACACCAGACCAACGGAGCAAAUGGAACGCACGAGACGCAUAGCUCUAAUAGCUCCAACAGCUCCAACGGCACAGACGCCACGAAUGUCAAUGGCUCCAAUGGUGUCUCCAAAGUAGACAAAUUCGGCCUCGUUGUGACAACGGAGCGACGGAGGCGCGAGACUUGUAGCAGUGGCUUCUUCCGAUCGCUCAAGGACAUCGAGACAUGGGCUUCCAAGCACAAGUCGCAUCACAAAAUCUUUCACGGAGCGCAUUCGCAUUCUCAACAGUUUGGCAAGGAGACGUUUAAGAUGCGCACGUGGCACGAGGUCUCGGCUUUGAAGCCGGGUGAGGUGACGUUUGAGUACAUUAAUUGUUAUCCAAGGACAGGCUUGAUUCCCUUUUUUGAAGUGUGA